CCAAAAGUUUUCACCCCCCAGCUCUUAAUGCAUCUUGUUUCCUUCUGGAGCAUCAGUGAAUGUUUGAAUCUUUUUAAAUAGUUGUGUUUGAGUCCCUCAAAUGUCCUCAGUCUGAAAAGAUGAAUCUCAAAAUCAUACAGUCACUGCUGGAGAGGGUUCAGAUAAGCAAAGAUGCUGGAAAACUGAAGAAUCUGCAGGACCGUAAAGAUUUUUCUGAAGAACGCUGCUCAGUUUAACUGUUCAGAACAAACAAGGGACUCAUGCACAACCAUCACAAAACAGAAAGACAGUCGUGGAUCAUCAGGUGACCACACAGAGUAUUAAGAACCAAGGGUUUCCAAACAUUUGAAUGGGGUUAUUUUAAUAAUUUCAUUAAUUUUUUUUAUGUUGUGGACUAAAUGUAAACAUCUUUUAUGUACAAUACUUACUCAGGACCAAACUAAAUAAAUAACACACAUUUGGUAUGAUCUCUUUUAUUAUUUUUUUAAUUAUUCACAAUUUGACAGAUUCUGCAAGGGGUGCCCAUACGUUUGCAUACCACUGUAAAAUAUAAACACAAUUAUUGAUUAUUUAUUUAAAGAUAAAAAUAUGUGUUCACUAAUUUACAUUUAACAUCUAUGCAUUUGGCAGAUGCUUUUAUCCAAAGUGACUGACAGUGCAUCCAGUUUAUUUUUUAACAGUAUGUUUCCCUGGGAAUUGAACCCACAACCUUUCGUGCUGCUAAUGCAAUGCUUUUAUUUAAUCAUGUAUGAAAAAUGUUACAAGAGGGGCAGUGAAACAUUAAUUUAAUAUAACGUCUUAUUUUUUUUUCUUUCCAGAAUUAGAGCUCAAUCUGUAAUUGGCGGAGCUCCUGGUGCAAGAUCCUUGUGCUAGAUAUGCUGAUUCUUUCUCAUAGAUAACUAACUUAUUUUAGGGAGGACAAGAAUAUGAACUUGACUGAUGAAUUUGAUGUUGGCUGUACUUUCAUCAAAGGUUAUUUUGUACAGGCCUCACUCAGAGAAAGCCCUUAGAAAAUAACCUGAAACCAGAUUUAUGCACAGUUUUAAUAUCCAAAGAUUCUAAAUUAGUUGCUGAACUUUGACAGCUUGACCAAGGGCCAAUAAACAGUGGUAAAGACUUCCUGCAGUAAUGAGGGGGCAAACUGCUGGUGUGAUUAGCACCUAUAUGCGUGUGUGUCUGUAUGGGUUUGGAGGAAGUGUUAGGGAACCCUUGGCCUCUAAAGUAAGAUGCACCCCCCUUUCCCCCAGAUCCGAAGAUUGUUGUUUCUACACACCUUUGUGGGCAGGAUGGAGCACAAACUGGGAACUGGGAGAGACAAAGAGACAGAUCAAAGACGAGACCGAUGUUUUGACAGAAGUGCACAUACACACCUCUGUCCUCUUUGAAGUUAUGGAAAGGUAGCAAACCAAGGAUAGUCCUAGCAGGUCAUUGGCUUUGGAAGCUACAAACCUCGGGACAAGUCACUUUAGUGUGUUGCUCCAGUCUCAUGGUCAUGUAUCUCCCAGAGGAAGGGCCUCUGCUGGAUUUACCUUACAAAAUGAAUCAUUUGGCUAAUAACUAUGGAUAUUAUCCACAAGACUGUAAGGAGCUCACUUGCUGGACUCAACACGGCCUCAAUGGCAGGAUGAACAGUCCUGAAGCUGAACUGACCUCACUGCCAGUUCAUGUAUCACUGCAAGAUCGAGAGCUUUGGGAUAAAUUCAGCAGUAUUGGCACAGAGAUGCUGAUUACUAAAUCUGGCAGGCGGAUGUUUCCCAGCUGCAAAGUAACAGUGACAGGACUGAAUCCAGUAGUCAAGUAUGUGGUGAUAAUGGACAUGGUGCCGUUUGAUAACCACAAAUACAAGUGGAAUAAGGAUCUUUGGGAAGUGAAUGGUUCAGCUGAUCCACACUUACCCAAUCGGUUCUUCAUCCAUCCAGACUCUCCUGCGCCUGGAGAGAAAUGGAUGCAGUAUCCAAUCUCCUUUCACAAGCUCAAGCUGACCAACAACAUCCUCAACUCUAAUGGCCUGGUGGUUCUCCACUCCAUGCACAAAUACCAGCCCCGUCUACACAUAGUCCAAUCUCCAGAGCCCUGUUACCCUCAGAACCCUGGCAGUUACCUGCGCUUCACCUUCCCUGAAGCGGCUUUCAUAGCUGUCACAGCCUACCAGAACCAGGAGAUCACAAAACUCAAGAUUGACAACAACCCCUUUGCCAAAGGCUUUCGUGACAAUGGGCUGAACAGGAAAAGGUUUAGAGACAAAGAGAGCCAAGAGACCAAGGAUUCAGAUGGACAGGCCAAACAGGAUUUGACACCAAGUGAGCAUGUGGGACAGUCACAGAAAGAUGAGGAUGUGGAUGUGACCGUGUCCAGCUCCGUUGACAGCAGAAGAACGCUGAAUUCUUCAGAAGUGGCUUCCUCGGUCCCCCCCAACCCUUUCAUAUCAGCCUUCACAAACACUAGCACUGCUGGAGGACCUUCACCCCAUCAGACACACACCAUUCUCAGCCUCAAUAACAGACACCUGAACAGUCCCAGAGAAGCCAGACCCAGCCUCCACAGUUUGUGUGCAGCUCUGCCCGUGGCCCAGAGCUCCUGCGUCCAGUCCUCCACAGGAGACGGCCACCUCAGCACGCUGCCAUCUCAGAUCAGCAGCCCAGCCUCCCAGACCCCAGGGACAUCCAUCAUCCAGCCUCAGCCUUAUUUUCGGACCCCUCCCCAUCCCUCACGACAAUGUCCUGACAUGGAGCUGCCCCUCCCAAUGCCUCCUAAACUGAGCCGGAUGCAACUCCCCGGAAGUGCUCUGAGGAACCUGGAAAUGAUCCCGGUCUCCGACUAUGUGAGUCCGAGGCCCCUCACCAACAUCCUUAACUGGAUCCAUUCUCGAGCCUUAGCCUCAGGAACAUCAGGGAAGGUCCUGCAAAAUCCCCCCGAACCUGAGCAGUACCUCCGAGGCUCAGACCGAGAGCUGCAUCCGCAGAUUUAUCCAGUGGUUCAAAAAUAUAUUGAUCAGCAGUUCCCAUUAAACAGCCAGACUGAACACAGAUCACAGAUGGACUAUGUCAGUGGCAGACCACUAACUGAAUACUACUGUGACCAGCAGACUGGGAAAUGAGGUUUCCAGGCAUCAUCUAAUUACGGCUCAUUUGCAGCAAAGACUGCACUGCUCUGCAUUACUAGAUUACCAAAAAACAAAAAGACAAGAGGGCUUCCCAAUCAAAGAAUGUAAAUAUUAUUUUCAGUGGGAUAUGAGGUUGUUGUUAGCUGUCACUAAUGUUGUCCAUAUUUAUGUUUAGUCUGUUACUAUCUUUCUGAACUCUGAACUGUACGGUCUAAACUGCACAAAUCUAAAGUAAUGCAACUUUCUAUUUGUUACACGGAAACAACCAUUUCCUUUAAAGCUGCUUUGAAACUAAAUGCAUUGUAAAGGUGCUGUACAAGUAGAUUUUUUUGUUUUUUCUAAAUCUGUUUUUAAACAAAAUAAAAGAUUUUUAAUCAGA
Carassius gibelio (silver crucian carp) is the source of this 3482-nucleotide messenger RNA. It is a transcript of the gene tbx16l, whose product is annotated as T-box transcription factor 16, like. NCBI's taxonomy places the organism in Eukaryota, Metazoa, Chordata, Actinopteri, Cypriniformes, Cyprinidae. Gene Ontology annotation, biological process: positive regulation of DNA-templated transcription; regulation of transcription by RNA polymerase II; vasculogenesis. Bases 1487 to 3097 code for a protein of 536 amino acids. Gene Ontology annotation, cellular component: nucleus. Gene Ontology annotation, molecular function: RNA polymerase II cis-regulatory region sequence-specific DNA binding; DNA-binding transcription factor activity, RNA polymerase II-specific. The record is from RefSeq and is a predicted model, not a curated record. The transcript has 9 exons.